This is a messenger RNA of Oncorhynchus mykiss (rainbow trout), 1382 nucleotides long. It is a transcript of the gene sdr39u1, whose product is annotated as short chain dehydrogenase/reductase family 39U, member 1. The record is from RefSeq and is a predicted model, not a curated record. Lineage: Eukaryota; Metazoa; Chordata; Actinopteri; Salmoniformes; Salmonidae.
GGAGGGCUCUGUUCAGUAUGGCAUGUGACAUAUCUACUGGACACCGUUGGACAAAUUCUUCUGCGUACACUUUAAAAAAAAUAAUAUUUAACUAGGCAAGUCAGUUAAAGAACAAAUCUUAUUUUCAAUGGCGGUGUAGGAACAGGGGUUAACUCAGGGGUUAACUGCCUUGUUCAGGGGCAGAAAAACAGAUUUUAACCUUGUCAGCUCGGGAAUUCGAUCUUCCGGUUACUAGAUCAACGCUCUAACCACUAGGCUACCUGCAGCGCCGUGCCAAUUUGACUUAGUGUACUGUGAACAAUCAACACAGGAAAGCAGAAUUCCAACCCUGGAACUGGAAAUUGUGUGAUAUGAGAGUGUUAAUAGGAGGAGGAUCUGGGUUUGUGGGAAGAGAGCUGACUCGUUUACUCAAGAACAAAGGUCAUGAAGUCACAAUAAUAUCCCGACAGCCAGGUCUGGGAAAGAUCACAUGGGGUGAAUUGGAGUCUGGUGGCCUCCCACCAUGUGAGGCUGCUGUCAAUCUGUCUGGGGAGAAUCUUAUGAACCCACUGCGAUGGUGGAAUGAGGGUUAUAGGAAGGAUCUGUUCUCCAGUCGGGUUGACACAACCACAAUUCUGUCUCAAGCCAUUGCUGGGUCCCCCAAUCCCCCUCAUGCUUGGGUCCUUGUCACAGGUGUAGCAUGUUAUAAACCCAGUCUAACAGCUCAGUACACAGAAGACAGUGAGUGGACGCCAUUUGACCUCCUGUCGAGACUGGUGAAGGAAUGGGAGUCGGCGGGGCGUCUUCCUGAAAACAUUGCACAGAAUACCAGACAAGUAGUAAUCAGACCAGGGGUAGUACUGGGCCGUGAUGGUGGGGCCAUGAAGCAGAUGAUGACUCCUUUCUGGCUAGGCCUUGGAGGCACGUUGGGGUCUGGCAGACAACCAUUCCCCUGGAUCCAUGUCUCUGACCUGGCUGGAAUCAUCGCUCAUGCCCUGGUGCCCUCUCCCGACACCCCCUCCUCUGCUGUCCCUCAAGUGUUUAACGGUGUCGCCCCAGCACUGAACACCAAUUACGAGUUCACCAAAGAGCUGGGCCGGGUUCUGAGGAGACCCACUGUCUUCCCUGUGCCUGGAUUUGUCAUUGAUGCCCUAAUGGGUUCAGAGAGAGCCAUAGUGCUAACCCAGGGUCAGAAAGUAGAACCCAAGAGGACUCUGGAGUCAGGCUUUCAGUACCAGUACCCAGACCUGAGCUCUGCCCUGAAGGAGAUUGUUGGGAGCUAGAUGUGAAACAGGAGAUGUCAAGAGACUGAAUGAGAUUAGAUUUUGUAACGUGAGAGAACUUCACUGAUGUGAGCUUUUUUCCUGAAUAAAUAUGAGAUGGACCCUGUCUUUCAAAAAAAG